GGGGUGGGUCGCUUUUCCGUUUGAAUCGGGGUUUGUUUCGGGGUCGGGCCUGGGGUCCUUCCCGCUCCUCUCUCUCUCCCGGGGUUCAGGUUGAAUCACCUGUCCAUCCCGAAGCUGCCCAUCCUCCAGGAAAGCUUGAGCAGGAUGCCAUCCGAUUUUCCAGAAUUUUGAUACCAGUUAUUACCAUUACAAGCUGCUUCUGAACGCCCCACAGCGGAGAGACUCGCCUGCCGUGUCGUCCAAUGGAGCCUUGUCCGUCGGAUGAAUUUUUCCAAGCGCUCAACCAUGCAGAGCAAACGUUUAAAAAAAUGGAAAAUUACUUGCGGCACAAGCAACUGUGCGAUGUGGUGUUAGUGGCAGGCGACCGACGGAUUCCGGCACACAGAUUGGUGCUGUCCUCUGUCUCGGAUUAUUUUGCCGCCAUGUUUACUAACGAUGUCCGAGAGGCCAGGCAAGAAGAAAUCAAAAUGGAAGGUGUGGAACCCAAUGCGUUAUGGGCGCUGGUGCAGUACGCAUAUACAGGUCGUCUUGAAUUAAAAGAAGAUAACAUUGAGUGCCUGCUGUCUACAGCUUGUAUUCUUCAGCUGUCUCAGGUUGUAGAAGCCUGCUGCAAAUUUUUAAUGAAGCAGCUUCAUCCUUCAAAUUGCCUUGGAAUCCGUUCUUUCGCCGAUGCACAGGGUUGUACGGAUUUGCACAAAGUGGCUCACAAUUACACCAUGGAGCACUUCAUGGAAGUAAUUAGAAACCAAGAAUUCCUCCUGCUACCGGCCACUGAAAUUGCAAAGCUUUUAGCUAGUGAUGAUAUGAACAUUCCUAGCGAAGAGACUAUCCUUAAUGCAUUGCUAACUUGGGUGCAACACGAUUUGGAACAACGAAAGAAAGAUCUCAGCAAACUCUUAGCAUACAUCAGACUCCCUUUACUGGCACCACAGUUUCUGGCCGACAUGGAAAACAACGUACUCUUCAGAGAUGACAUCGAAUGUCAAAAACUCAUCAUGGAAGCAAUGAAGUACCAUUUGUUGCCAGAGAGAAGGCCCAUGUUGCAAAGCCCUCGCACGAAGCCUAGAAAAUCUACUGUGGGCGUCCUGUUUGCAGUGGGGGGCAUGGAUGCCACUAAAGGAGCAACCAGCAUUGAGAAAUACGAUCUCCGUACCAAUAUGUGGACUCCUGUUGCAAACAUGAAUGGGAGAAGGUUACAGUUUGGAGUGGCCGUGUUAGAUGAUAAAUUGUACGUCGUCGGAGGUAGAGACGGACUAAAAACACUGAAUACUGUGGAGUGUUAUAACCCCAAGACAAAAGCUUGGAGUGUGAUGCCACCCAUGUCAACUCACAGGCACGGGCUUGGAGUAGCAGUAUUGGAAGGUCCGAUGUAUGCUGUGGGAGGACACGAUGGUUGGAGCUACCUCAACACAGUAGAAAGGUGGGAUCCACAGGCCCGGCAGUGGAACUUUGUGGCCAGUAUGUCAACUCCAAGGAGUACAGUGGGUGUAGCAGUACUAAGUGGAAAGCUCUAUGCGAUAGGCGGCCGAGAUGGAAGUUCUUGCUUGAAGUCCGUCGAAUGCUUUGACCCGCACACGAACAAGUGGACACCCUGCGCUCAAAUGUCCAAACGAAGAGGGGGCGUGGGAGUGACGACCUGGAACGGUUUCCUGUAUGCUAUCGGGGGUCACGAUGCACCAGCUUCUAACUUGACAUCAAGGCUGUCCGAUUGUGUAGAAAGAUACGAUCCCAAAACAGAUGUGUGGACCGCAGUGGCAUCAAUGAGCAUCAGCAGGGAUGCGGUGGGAGUCUGCCUUCUUGGAGAUAAGCUGUAUGCCGUGGGAGGAUAUGAUGGACAAGCCUACCUUAAUACAGUAGAAUCAUAUGACCCUCAGAUAAAUGAGUGGACACAGGUCGCACCGUUGUGCCUUGGAAGGGCUGGGGCUUGUGUGGUGACUGUCAAACUCUAGUAGCAAAACAGUGGCCUCUUCUGUAGACUCUUUGGUGAUUUCACAUCAAAUUAUUAAAGCAUAAAAAACGCCAGGUACUGUGUAUCUCCGCAAGGCAAAGAGACUGAUCUCAAAUCUAUUUGUAUAAAGGAUUUUUUUUUAAAAGGACCAAUAUUGUGCACUUUUAAAAAACACACACACCAGUAAUGCAGUUUAUGUACACGUCUAUAUGUCUUGGUAAUGGAAAUACAUUACGGAUAAGAUAGCAUGUUUGAAGUACAGAAAUCAGAAGUGGGGAAAAGGCACUCAUUUUGAUUGUUCUGGAGGCAGGAAAGGAACUUUUGUUGUUAUUUGUCCUGUAGCCAGAGAUUUACAAUUUAUUUUAUGUCCUUUUGCAAGAUGUUUGUAAUCUUCCUUUGUUCCAAAUGCUUCUUUUAUUAUUUGCUUCUUCUCAUUCUCCUCCUCCUCCUCCUCCAUCUCCUUUUCCUCCUCCUUGACAUGGUACAACAAACCACAUGCAAAGGAAAUAUCAAGUGUACUUCUGAUUUGACAAAUGCGGCACCUCUGAUUGCCUAUGUUGGUAGUCCUUGACUUACGACACUGAGCACAACAUUUCUGUUGCCAAGUGGGGCGUUUGUUCAGUGAGUUAUGCUCCAUUUGACAACUCUUUUUGCCGCAGUUGUGAAGUGAAUCUGCAGUUGUCAAGUGGGUAACACAGUUGUUAAGGGAAUUGACCUUCCUUGUC
Thamnophis elegans (Western terrestrial garter snake) is the source of this 2673-nucleotide messenger RNA. It is a transcript of the gene KLHL5, whose product is annotated as kelch like family member 5. The transcript is spliced from 12 exons. Bases 243 to 1949 code for a protein of 568 amino acids. NCBI's taxonomy places the organism in Eukaryota, Metazoa, Chordata, Lepidosauria, Squamata, Natricidae. Gene Ontology annotation, molecular function: protein binding. The record is from RefSeq and is a predicted model, not a curated record.